Messenger RNA from Macroventuria anomochaeta, 2802 nucleotides. RefSeq lists its product as uncharacterized. The record is from RefSeq and is a predicted model, not a curated record. Bases 169 to 2571 code for a protein of 800 amino acids. Gene Ontology annotation, biological process: regulation of DNA-templated transcription; DNA-templated transcription. The transcript has 4 exons. Lineage: Eukaryota; Fungi; Ascomycota; Dothideomycetes; Pleosporales; Didymellaceae. Gene Ontology annotation, molecular function: DNA-binding transcription factor activity, RNA polymerase II-specific; DNA binding; zinc ion binding.
GGCGAAGGAAAUUCGUAGCUUUGUUCGAACGCGAUCCCAUUUGCGGCUCACCCCACAGUUCUUAGCGUGAUCGUCAGCCACCCUUUAGACUCGAACGUGCCACUCUUAGCCCUCGCAAACCCUCAACAACUCUCCAGGACAUGGCUUAAGAGAUGGAGCAUAUGAGCAAUGCCAGAACAAGGAUCAGUAUUGCAGUCUCGAGUGGUUCGCAGAAGAAAUCCACGCCCAAUUAAUUCCUGCGUCGAAUGCCGAACUCGGAAGUCGCGAUGCUCGAAAACGCACCCCUGCCAGAAUUGCACGGCUUUUGGUCGCGAAUGUGUCUUCAUCACCGUCCCGGAGAGCGCGGCGCGCAAGAAAGAGAGGGAACAGAGGGAACGCGCAUCAUCAAAAUCGGGAUCCAAUGUUACUGUACCGGACUGGAUUAGAAACAUCCCAGUGCGUACGCAAAGCUCCACCAGCGUGCCUGAACAUGAUCCAUACGAGAAUCCAAACUCGGUCAACACGACUACGCCAGGAACCCCGCCCAGAGACUACGAAUGGCAGGAGUACCAGCAGGAUGUCGAAGUCGAUGGAGAUGCAUGGGAGCGACUCCCGGCAGAGCCUGAAGAAACCCAGGACGAUGUUUACGAGGAUGAGAACGAUGACGAAGAUCAGAUCGCGACAGACCUUACCAUCAGGAUUGGAAGGAUGAUCAUCUGCGAAAAUGUGACUGGCUUCUUUCGCCCUCAAUAUGCCGAAGAGCUGGGCAAGCUCCUCUCGGAGCGCAAUGCCUCAAUCUCAUCAGUUGCUGGCCAGAGGCAAUCGCAGUCAUCUGCGCUUCUGUCGGCAGAGCAGAUGCCGUCACUUGCGCCGGCAUUAAAUUUGCUGCUCGGUGGCUCGAUAUCUGCACACAGCAAUAACGAUAUCAGUGCCCCGCAGUUGCCAACGAAGAUGGAGGCUGAGGCACUCUUUCAGCGUUACUUGGAUGCUGUCGACCCCAUGGCCCAUGUUCUGCACAUCCCCUCGUUCAAACGGCUCUUCGAGCGGUUCUGGAUGCAUGUUGAAAUUGGCAGCCCGAACCAGAACUCGUGCACCGCUCUGAUCUUGGCAGUGUGCAUGGCUGCAGCUGCAUCGGUAUCCCCGCUGCAAGCAAAGUCGCAGUUUGGCAUCACCAAGGAAGACCUGUUCCUAAGGCUGCAAAAAGCCACCGAACGAGCUCUGCUACGCGCCAACUGGGCAAAGACAUCAAAUAUCAGAACGCUUCAAGCGUUGACGAUAUACUUGAUCCCCCUUUGCAGAGCGCAAAUAUCUAGAGCUACCUCUGUCGUAGUAGGCGCACUCGUACGACUGGCACAGUGCAUAGGCAUUCACCGUCUUAGCCACAGCUCUGCGACCAGCCUGACGCCUUUGCAGCGCCACGUUAGAUCCUUGCUCUGGUAUCAGAUAUGCUUCCUUGACUUCAAAACAGCUGAAGCGCAAGGUCCUCACCCAUCCAUUCGAUCAGACGACGUCGACAUCGCACUACCGCUGAACGUGAACGACGAUGUUUUCGAAUUCGGCACCUCACAAUGGCAGCAAAACCCAACUUCGGUGCACGGCUGGACAGACGUCACUCUCUCACUCAUACGCUAUGAAUGCAAUGAGAUCCACCGCCUGAUCUUCCGCGGCAGAAUCGAAAUGGACCGCAAACACAUCACCCUGCAUGACCUGCGCGCCCGCGUCGAAGCCCGAAAACGCCAAAUCCAAAGCAAAUACCUGCAGUUCCUCGACGCCACAGUCCCCAUCCAGCGGUACGCUGGCCUCGUCGCAACCGUGCUCAUGUCGCGCUGCGAUUCCAUGCUGCUGUAUCGCCACCUCCCGCAAACCUCUCUACAACCACGCUCAGAGUCCGAAAACCGCCUGCGCGAUGUACUGCUCACCGCGGCCCUGACAACCCUCGAAAUCGGCGCAACGCUCGACACGCUCCCCUCGCUGAGCUCUUGGGCCUGGUACUCGACGACAUACCAGCAGUACCACGCGGUCCUUUUGCUCCUCACAGAAUUAUAUCGCACGCCUGACUUGCCAAGGAAGGACCGCAUGAUGACAAUGAUCGACCACAUCUUCGGGCACUGCUACGGGAUCGGCGUGCGCGAGCGAUGUUCUGAUCUUCUCUGGACCGUCAAAGAGAACCUCGAGGCAUUCUACGUGAUGAAAGGCUUCAACAAGAAGCGGCAGAACCUCGCGCCGCAGCAGCACCCCACGCUGCAGCCAUUACCCACGUUUUCAUCCACGAGCCCGAAUUACGUCGGGCAAACACCCAGGUUGCCACAGGGUCCGCAAGGCCAGCUGCAGCGCACGAGCACGCUGGACGGGUUGAAUGUGGAUUUUGAUAGUAUCCUGGGAAGUCUGAAUGGCGGGGGAAACCCGGAUGACUUCGACAUCUUCAGCAAUAUGGGGAGUAACAACGGCGGGCACGAUGCGAAUGCGAUCUUUGUGCCUGUAGACAGUGGGCUGCAAGGAGGUGGGGAUUUUGGGACUACGAGUCCGAAUGGAGGGUUGCAGCAAUGGGAAAACUGGAAUUUUCCCAACCCGCAACCCAAGUAUGAAAACUAGAAACCCGAUCAAGCAGCGACUUUUUAUAGAUUUCCUAUUGUUGACUGAUACGCAUGCGAUCGGCUCGUAUAUCGUGGGUCCAGGAUACGGGUGUACGAGUAGCACGGUCGUUACGGAAGGGGCGUGGGUGGGUCGGUUAUGUAUCAUCGUCACAGGGUCGAGGUCCUCCAUAUCUUGUGAAAGUUGGUAUAAUGUUGUGUUUUGGAAGUUUACUACAUGUGCCCUCUUUGC